Polistes dominula (European paper wasp) is the source of this 5182-nucleotide messenger RNA. RefSeq names its product erythrocyte membrane protein band 4.1 like coracle (gene cora). The record is from RefSeq and is a predicted model, not a curated record. Gene Ontology annotation, molecular function: structural molecule activity; actin binding. NCBI's taxonomy places the organism in Eukaryota, Metazoa, Arthropoda, Insecta, Hymenoptera, Vespidae. Gene Ontology annotation, cellular component: cytoskeleton; plasma membrane. Gene Ontology annotation, biological process: actomyosin structure organization.
AGUUUUCCUAUUCGGCCAUGUUGACUCGCGCGUAAGAACACAUCGAAAGCAGUUCCAGCGUGUUUACGGCAUUUAAAAGUCCAAACGUAUAUAGGUGUACCGUCAGGUUAAUUUGUCGUUAAUAAAGACGAUUAGUUGGUUGAUGUUUGCAAUAAUAAAAAGAAUUAUCGUCAAACGACGAAUUUAAGAAGUGUCAAAGUAGAGGAAUAGGUGGAACGAAAAAAUAUAGUUAAUAUAAGAAAAUAAUGGAAUAAAUGUGAUAGUAAGAGAACAAGAGAAAGAGAAAGAAAGAGUGAAAGAGCAAAAGAGAGAGGGAAGAGAAGUAAUCAGUGACUCUCUUUAAUAUUGAGAACAGUGAAGAGUAGAAUAGAGUAGUGUGGGACUAUUUGAAAAUCGCGCGUGCAUGGGUAGUGGCCGCCUAACGGCGUCGUCUCGCGGUCUCGACGGAGACGUAUCGCGUUCGUCAGUCGGUGAAAUUGGAACGCGCUGACUUGUUUACUGUGUGUAUGCUCUCGUAGGUAAGGUUUUUUCGACACCUGGCUAUACGCCGACCGGGAGAAGAGGACAGACGAUAUCCAUUUUUUCUGCCUAGGACAAUCGUUCGUCUUUCCUUCAUCUCGUUGUCGACGUAGAAAACGAAAGAUUUCUUUGGCCGGUUGACUUUUUCCAUCUCUUGCGUCGUUGUUAUUGGACGAACGAAUAUACACGCCUAACUUUGUUCCUGCUGUUUAGAGAGAAUAAAGCUGAAACAUGCCGGAAGAACAAAAAUCUGCCGCGGUACCUCCCGAAGUUACGGCGGAAAAUGGCACCGGAACUAAUUCGCCAACUAAAAGUCCAGUUAGUAAAGGAAAAAUGGCUUUGGCGAAAAUCACUUUACUGGAUGGCACCGUAAAAGAUUUUUAUAUCGAUAGAAAAGCCAAAGGGCAAGAGCUCCUUGAUUUGAUAUGUCAAAGUAUGAAUCUACUCGAGAAAGAUUAUUUUGGUCUUGUCUAUGAGGACAAAGAUGAUUCAAGAAACUGGUUGGAUCUAGAUAAAAGAAUUGUCAAAUUUGUCAAAAACGAACCCUGGAAAUUUAGUUUCGAGGUGAAGUUCUAUCCUCCGGAUCCAGCUCAAUUACAAGAAGAUAUUACGCGAUAUCAAUUAUGUUUACAAAUUAGAAACGAUAUUAUAAAAGAGCGUUUACCAUGUUCUUUCGUGACCCACGCACUUCUGGGAUCUUACCUAGUUCAGUCAGAAAUUGGAGAUUAUGACCCAGAAGAACAUGGUAGAACAUAUUUGAAGGAUUUUAAAUUUGCCCCCAAUCAGACGCCAGAAUUAGUAGAGAAAGUUAUGGAUCUUCAUAAAACACAUAAAGGGCAAUCUCCUGCCGAAGCAGAACUCCACUAUUUAGAAAAUGCAAAGAAAUUAGCUAUGUAUGGAGUUGAUUUACAUCCUGCGAAAGAUUCAGAAGGCGUUGAUAUAAUGUUAGGUGUCUGUUCAUCGGGUCUUCUUGUUUAUCGUGAUCGAUUAAGAAUAAACAGGUUUGCAUGGCCGAAAAUUUUGAAGAUCUCCUACAAGAGGCAUAACUUUUUUAUAAAAAUACGGCCUGGUGAAUUCGAGCAAUUUGAAUCCACGAUUGGUUUUAAACUUGCGAAUCAUAGAGCAGCUAAAAAAUUGUGGAAGGUCUGUGUAGAACAUCAUACUUUCUUCAGACUCAUGAGUCCAGAGCCUGUAAAGAAAGUAGGAUUAUUACCACAUUUAGGGUCUCGUUUCCGAUAUUCUGGGAGAACACAUUAUGAAACGAAAAAGACUCCUAUAGACAGGCAACCUCCUCAAUUUGAGAGGUCUCUAAGUGGCCGACGUCUAACGUCACGUAGCAUGGAUGCCUUAGGUGGUCCUAAACCAGUCGAAACUUACGGCUCGGAACCAAGUAAACGCCAUACUAUGAGUUACGAGCCCGAAAUGAUUCCUGAUAUGGAACACAUUGAUCAACGGCCUAGUCCUAUUAAAAAACAAAAGGAGAAGCUCACACGAAAAACAAGUGCUGGAACAACAUCUGCUAGCAGUACCAGUAGCCUGGAAGGAGAGUAUGAUGCGGAUCGUACCAAAAAGAAACCGGUCGGAGGAAUUGCAGUCCUACCGCCCGGUGGUCUUUCUAAGAAGAAGAAGGAUAAACAAAAUGAAAACGAGAAGGAAAACCAUAAUGAUCUGAACAAUUCUAAUUUAAUUAAUGAUAAUGCUCUUCUUGAUAACAACGAUGAGAAAUCACCCAAUAAAAAAGAUGUAAAGAAAAAGGACAAGGAAACACCAGAAAAGAAGGACAAAGAAAAGAAAGAAAAAAUUAAGAGUCCUGUUGCUGGUUUCCUCUUUGGAAAAAAGGAUAAAAAGAAGCAAAAAAAGAAAGAUUUAGAUGACUCGAUAGAAAAACAUGAAAUAGAAUCAGAUGUUUCAACAUUGGGAAAAGACAUAGCGGAAGAAUUACGGGAAAAACUAAGCACGGAUAAUAAAUCAAGAGAUUCUGCUAUGAACUCUGAUCGUCCAGGUUAUACAAAACCGUAUGACUACGAAGAAACAGAAACCUCAUCUACAAGAAAACCAUUUACGCCUCAUGGAUUCUCUUAUGAAGACAGACCAGCAUCUCCAGGUGUACGAGAUCAACAAUCUCCUACUGCAGCUAGUCGCAAAGCAACGGGCUUAGCAUUUAAUUAUGCUCCAGGUGAAGAGAAAAAAGUAGUAGAAUCGGUGGAAAAAAGGAAAACGAAAGACAUGGAUAAACUACAACAAGCUGGAAUAAAAACCCCUGGACUCAAUUACGUCGAGUCAGCUGGUCUUAAAGAACAACAAAAAGCUGCAACUUAUAGACUACCUAGUCAAAAAGAUUCUUCUCAGGGAGAAACUUCAGAUGACGGUAAAGCUUCGCAUAUGGCAACAAGGACUGUUACUACACGCACAACCCAAAUGCAUGAAGACUUUGAAAAAAGUCCCAAAAUAAGUGAGACAGAGGCAUCAAACUAUGAUAAAAAAACUCCAUAUACAUCAACGUCUGUUACUGCACACACUGAUGCAUUGCAUGAAGGUUUUGAAAAAAGCCCAAAAAUAAAUCAGGCACAGGUACCAAAUGACGGUAAAACCCCUCACACGUCAUCAUAUAUUACUGCACGUUCUGCAGCAUUGCAUGAUAAUCGUGGAGAAAGUCCAAAAGCAAGUCAGGCAGAGGUAACAAAAGAUGGUAAAACAUCUUACACAUCAGCAUCUGUUAUUACACGUUCUGCAGCAUUGCAUGAAGAUUUGGAAAAAAGCCUGAAAGAAAGCCAGGAAGAGGCAGCAGGUGAAGGUAAAGUUCCAUACAUUGCAACCACAGCUGGUAUUACACGUACUGCAACAAUGCAUGAAGACUCUGAAAAAAGUCAAAUAGAAAAUCAGGAAAAAAUGCUAGAUGAUAGUAAAAUCCCUUACAUCACAGCUGUUACUGCACGCACUACAGCAAUGUUUGAAGAUUCUGAAAAAAAUCGUAAAGCAAGCCAGGCAGAAGUACCAGAUGAUAGUAGAACCCCAUAUAUAACAGCUGUUACUGCACGUACUGUAACAAUGCAUGAAGAUCAUGAUAAAAAUCAAAAAACAAAUCAGGCAGAAGCACCAGAUGAUGGUAGAGCCCCAUACAUGACAGCAACAGCUGUUACUACACGUACUGCAACAAUGCAUGAAGAUCUUGAAAAAAAUCAGAAAACGAGUCAGGUAGAAGAAAAGACUGUAGCAUACUCGACUGCAACCAGUACAACAAGACAAGAGCAAAGAGUAGUAACACAAGAAGUUCGGACUACAAGUCAUGUACUUUCGGGUGAACAGCUGUUCUCACGAAGGCUCAGUACAUCUAGUUCAAGCAGCGGAGAUUCAGGUACACCAAUUGAUCUUGAUGAUGACCAACAAGCAUUCUACAAUCAAUAUUAUCAGGGUGAUCCUGCAAAUAUAGUAGCAACUGAAACACAUGUCUAUACCGGAGAGCCUGAUAGUAAUGUUACAACUACUACAACAGUUCCAUUAGUUGCAACUGAAACAAGAAAAGUUGCUUUAGAAAGUGAAGAUGGGAAUUACAGUGCAACGGGUGAAAUUGUUAGUUCCCAAACGAUAUCAAGUAAAACUCGUACUGUUGAAACAAUAACUUAUAAAACUGAACGAGAUGGUGUGGUAGAAACACGAGUAGAACAAAAAAUAACAAUACAAUCGGAUGGUGAUCCGAUUGAUCAUGAUAAGGCUCUACAAGAAGCUAUUCAAGAGGCUGCUGCAACAAAUCCUGAUAUGACUGUUGAAAAAAUAGAAAUUCAACAACAGAUGGCACAGUAACCUCUUCUAAAAUAGAAUCUAUAAUUAUAUGGCACUCUGUCUGAAAAGCUAUGGUAUCUUCAGAGCAAAAAAAAUAUGAAGAUACGAGUUUGCAUUUACUACAUGUUGCAUACUAUUAUGCAUCUUUCAGAUGCAUAAUCGUCAGACUGAAUUAUCGUCAAUAAGCCCUUGCGUACAUUAUUCAUUUAAUUAUGAUGCCUUUCUUAAAAGAUUUGGGAAAUUGCUUUUUAAAGCUUACCCAAUUAUAUGAGUUGAAACUUGAUUGUAAAUCAAGUUCAUUAGUAAAAGAAGAAAAGUCAUUAAUAAAGUUUUGUAUGAAACGUAGUACCUUAUACCAUAAACAAUCGUGUUCAUGUUCAGAUAAUUAAGAGUGUAUAUGUAUGCACAUACCUUGAUAUUUAUUAUACAUAUUACAUAUACAUAGAUAUGUAUGUAUAUAAACAAAUGAGUAAGCCAUUAAUAUUUACGAAAAGAGGACAGAGUGCCCUUCAGAUAAAAAUUUUGAUAAUUUUAAGUAUUGAAUUAAAAAAGAAAAAAAUCUAUGUCAUCUAUUCAUAAUUUUCAUAUAUGAAAACAAGAUAGCUUUUGCAAAAUGAUAUUACUAAUUUCAAAGUGUAUAAAGUCACUAAUUCUGCUAUUAAUGCAUUGUCAUACUUUUGACUUCUAUAUCGUUUGAUUAACCCUUGAGCAUGGUCUAUAUAGUACAGAUUCAUUCAAAAAUUUGAAAAAUCUUAUGAUAGUAUUGCAUAAUUACUUACAAGAUAUACAGUUUUUGAUUACUCCAUGCAUACAAGGUUUCUCACUAAUAUUCUGUAAAAUUUGUAAGUGAUAAGUAAUAAAUACACGUGUAAUAUCCAUUCAA